GACAACCUAUUGUUCUUCAAAUACCCAGUAACGGCUGCUCUCUGGGGUUCCAUCCUACUAAACAUUGCCAUUCAUGGCCUCAAAAUUCCAAAUACAGCUCAUCAGCUUUUACUCCUAUUCGUCGUAUUUAUCAUUGACCAUUCAUGAAACCAAGCUAAUCCCAGUAAAAUCAAAACUGUGCUCUGGAGGAAUCAAUUUCUUACCUUAUUAACCAUCACCUCCCACGUUUUUCCCUCUCUACGGACCAUUUCAACACGUGUUAUGGCGGCAAUCUUCUCAAUGACCUCCAUAUUAACCCCAGAUUCCCCAGUCCAAUUCUUCACUAGAGACCUUAAUUUCAUUAGACUACUGAACUCCGGCGGCAAUGGCUGAUGGUAAGAAGCUUCAACAAUCAUUGCAGGAAAUCAGUGUUUCUGAUGUUCCAAAAACUGAAAUUGAGGAAAGCAGUGCUCAUGACAUCCCAAUGAUUGAAACUGAGGAAUACUUUCCAGCUCCUCUGGUGAGUUCUGAACGUCCUGAGCUCUCGCGAGAGCCAGCUCCUCUGGUAAGUUCGGGAGAACGUUCUGAUCUCUGGAGAGAGCAACUGCGUAAGUAUAUCUUAAUCAAAGAGGAGCCGACACACCUCUGUCCACGCUGCAAGGAGAUAGGGCCUGGUCUUCAUCAUUGUCCUGAUCAAGUCCUUUGUCUGACGAUUGCAGAAGAAGGGAAUCCCCAGCCAAUCGUCCCUAAACCCCCAAAACGAAAAUACCAAUGCAGUCGCUGUGGUCAACAGGGACACAACCGCCGCACUGUUGUUUUCUGUCAGAUUACAGAAGAAGGGAAUCCCCUGCCGGUGAUCCCUAAACCUCCGCAACGAAAAUACCGAUGCAGUCGCUGUGGUCGACAUGGACACAACCGCCGCACUGUUGCUUUCUGUCUGAUGACAGAAGAAGAGAAUCCCCAGCCAAUGAUCCCUAAACCUUGGCAAGGAAUAUACCGCUGUGGUCGACGUGGACACAACCGCCGGACUGUUGCUCACUGUCAGAUUACAGAAGAAGAGAAUCCCCAAUCGAUGGUUAGGAAGCCUCCAAAAAGAAAAUACCGUUGCGGUCACUGCGGUCAAUAUGGACACAACAGCCGCAAUUGUCAUUGACCUGUUUCCUAUUAAAUAGGUUGUCUGUGUUUUCUGUCAUGCUGAACUUUUGAACAUCUUUGUUUGCUAGGCAUUUCCUUUGUUUUUUAUUUUAUUUUAAAUAAUCUUGACAACGGAGAGUUAUAUCUGUGGUUGAAAUAUCAUCUGUGCUGAUGACAGCACGGAAUAUGACAAUAAUCACCAAUAUAGUGGGACUUUUUACCAAUUAUUUAAGCUCUUUCAAGCAUGUUAGAAGCUCUAGGGUAAUGCUAGCCAUGUUUAAAUUAAAUUCCAAACAUAUAUGGAAAGAAAAUGGCAUAAAUGCAUUUUUCCUUUUGAGCAAAGGAAAAAGUUAUUACUAGGUUUCUUUAUAAGAUUGUACUAUUUAUUACCAAACAACAUAUGACAGCAUGACACCCUAUCGAGGAACAAGAUCGACAUGGCUUGCUGCUUUUGAUUUCCUUCUAAGAGCCUUAUCUUUGUUACUCUCUUGAACUCUGCUCAGCUGCUGAUGGAAACAGCAUAAAUGAAGCGGAAAGAAAAUCCGGUUGAGCACUCUCUUUCAGUCUGAAACCUAACAGUGGAUCGACUGUUGUUAGAAGAUCGCAACGUGCUUAGUCUUCAGCUUGGAGUCUGAAACUCGAGCUUUUCAUCUGCUCAAGUACCGAGCCUCGGACUAAAUUGGAUGCAAGCACACUACGAGACAACAAUCCUUAAAAGAUCAUUUGAGACUUGGUUGCUGGAUUUGCUUCAGUUUCUACUUUAGGAAUUGCCAUUACUCUACUCAUGUUCUCACUUUAGCAUAUAAAUCUGAGAAAGUUAUGGGUGGCCAAUGGUUUUGAUGUUCUGUUGUAUUCGACUUUGACAUAUCAUAUGCGGUUGAGUUGAGAAAACCCGAGCUUCAGAUGAUUCUGCAUCGGAACUGCCGACGGUCGAGCUUGUGGAUGGAGGUGACGAGUCCUCCAUUACAUUCAGAUAAGCAACCCGGGAGAGGUGAUGUUAAAGAACAGGGUUUAUAAAGGCUAGUGUUGAAUAUUGAUAUCUAUGCACAAAUCUCCAAGACAUAUUUUG
Messenger RNA from Hibiscus syriacus, 2182 nucleotides. RefSeq lists its product as uncharacterized. The coding region runs from base 365 to 1132 and encodes 255 amino acids. The transcript is spliced from 6 exons. Lineage: Eukaryota; Viridiplantae; Streptophyta; Magnoliopsida; Malvales; Malvaceae. Gene Ontology annotation, molecular function: nucleic acid binding; zinc ion binding. The record is from RefSeq and is a predicted model, not a curated record.